CUGGUAACCCGUCGCAAGGUCAAGAUCAGUCGGUUAAUCCUAUCCAGUCAGCCGAGGCCCUUGCACCUUGGAGGACGAACGACCCUCGCGCAAGAAACUCAAAUUCCACAUUAAACAAUCUUAAACGCUACGAUCACGAUUCAUCUUUCUUUGAUUAACCAAUCUAAUCCGCUUUUACGUGACUAUCGAUACCCUUUAAGAAUCACUCGGUUGCUAAAGCUAACGAAAGGAAAGUGUUUAUAGUGGUGACAACAGCAACAGUGAUUUCUCGAAAAUCGUCCCGCGUCGUGGCCUUUUGUUAUGGAAACCUGCGUCUUGAUACCGAAAGAGUUCUCCUUGGUACUUGCUAACGAUCGUUGCAGCUAUAAGGGUGUCUUCAAGAAUGACUCUGGAAGCCUAGUCACGGACGUCAGGAUAUCGAUUUGGUCGAAUGUGCUCAUCCCGUCGGGAACGUUCAUUUAUCCCUUUCAGGGAUCGAUUCGGUCCGACAAGAUCGACCUUUAUUCCCUUCUAGACGACAAUGAUAUCAGACGCGAAUAUGGCUGCUACGACGAGGUUUUCUUUUCAAAUUACAACCUUAACAAACGUCAGUGCAAUUGGAUAAGAUUCCUCCGGAUAGUUCAGUCUUACGACGACCAAGUAAAUCUAAUUGGUACAAAAAUAAAAGGGGACCCAAUCUUCGAAGUGAUAAGAGACGUCCAGCCUGAUACAGAAUUGGUAGCUUGGUUUCUGCCCACGAUGGAACAAGACUUCGUCUUUAUAUCCCACGACAUGUGCCCGAGGUUGGCUAUUUACAGAUGUACGAUCGACUCCAUUCUACACGAAUCUCCACUAGACUUAUCCAUGGCGCUACUCUCCCACAACACAACAUCCGUGAUUUCGCGUCAGUAUUACGACAUCGACGAGUACGAGUCGACGUCGGAGGAGUCUUCGUCGUCCACGCUCUCCUUGACGGGGGAUUAUUUGGAUUGCAGCAUUUUGACGACGAUCAAAAGAGGGGAGAGGGUUCUGUUACCGUGCGAGGUCUGUGGAAAAUCUUUCGAUCGUCCCUCUCUUCUCAAGAGACACAUGAGGACACACACAGGCGAGAAGCCGCACGUUUGUAUGGUGUGCAACAAGGGAUUCUCGACGUCAAGCUCGUUGAACACGCAUAAACGAAUUCACAGCGGCGAGAAACCCCAUCAGUGCCUUGUUUGCGGUAAAAAGUUCACGGCCUCAUCUAAUCUCUAUUAUCAUCGCAUGACACAUAUCAAAGAGAAGCCACACAAGUGUUCCCAGUGCUCGAAAUCCUUUCCAACGCCUGGAGAUCUCAAGAGCCACAUGUAUGUUCACAACGGACUAUGGCCAUUUCGGUGCCACAUAUGUAGCCGCGGCUUCAGCAAGCCAACCAAUCUCAAGAACCACAUGCUGCUUCACCUUGGUCGAUGUUCCAACAAAAAGAUCGUUAAGUCAGUUUCUGACUACUAACAGAUAUUAACUCAUUGAUGAUUGG
Messenger RNA from Hylaeus volcanicus, 1492 nucleotides. Its product is annotated as zinc finger protein 726-like. The coding region runs from base 301 to 1467 and encodes 388 amino acids. The transcript is spliced from 7 exons. Gene Ontology annotation, cellular component: nucleus. The record is from RefSeq and is a predicted model, not a curated record. Lineage: Eukaryota; Metazoa; Arthropoda; Insecta; Hymenoptera; Colletidae.